CUCUCCCUCCAAGUCAGUCCCCGCUUGUCUCUUCUCUUCGUUCUCUUAUUGCCCCCCUGACCUGCCCUCCAGUCAUGGCGGGGGCCCGGCCGGGGGUACAUGCUCUGCAGCUGGAGCCGGUGCGGGUGCCGGAGAUCCUACAACGGGGCAGCAAGUUCAUCAAGUGGGACGAGGAAAAUGGCGGCAAGUCUUUGGUUACUCUUCGCGUGGAUAGCAUGGGAUUUUAUCUCUACUGGACGUGCCCAAACAUGGAAGUUGAUAUUUUAGAUAUAAGUUUCAUCAGAGACACGAGGACAGGAAAGUACGCUAAAAUACCAAAGGAUUCCCGAAUGAGGGAAAUUUUAGGCUUCACAUCAGCUGAGCAACGCCCCGAAGAUAAACUUGUUACGGUUGUGUAUGGCAGUGACAUGGUUAACAUCAAUUUCCUCAACUUCAUGGCAGUUCAGGAGGAUACAGCAAAGAUUUGGACAGAAGGACUUUUUAAACUGGCCACAAAUAUUUUGGCACAGAAUUCAUCUCGGAAUGCGUUUCUGCAAAAAGCGUACACCAAAUUAAAACUUCAGUUGAAUCAGGAUGGACGAAUACCAGUCAAGAAUAUCCUUAAGAUGUUUGCCGCUGACAAGAAGAGAGUAGAAACUGCAUUGGAGUCCUGUGGUCUGAACUUUAAUCGGGGUGAGUCCAUCAAACCAGAAGAAUUUACCCUUGAAAUUUUUGAACGGUUUCUAAAUAAGCUAUGCUUACGGCCAGAUAUCGAUAAGAUCCUAAUAGAGAAUGGGGCUAAAGGGAAGCCAUAUUUAACUCUGGAGCAACUGAUGGAGUUUAUAAAUCAGAAACAGAGGGAUCCAAGACUCAACGAGAUUCUUUUCCCACCUCUUACAAGGGACCAGGUGCGCCAUCUUAUAGAAAAAUACGAGUCCAACAAACAGUUUCUUGAAAGAGACCAGAUAUCCAUGGAAGGUUUUAGCCGUUUUCUGGGUGGGGAUAAAAACAGCAUUGUUCCUCCAGAGGCCUUGGAUCUCAGUGAUGACAUGACGCAACCGCUCACCAGUUACUUUAUCAACUCCUCCCACAAUACCUACCUCACUGCUGGUCAGCUGACGGGGAACUCAUCAGUAGAGAUGUACAGGCAGGUGCUGCUCACGGGCUGCCGUUGUAUCGAGUUGGACUGCUGGAAAGGACGUCCCCAAGACGAAGAACCUUUCAUUACUCAUGGUUUUACCAUGACCACUGAGAUUCCGUUUAAGGAAGUAAUUGAAGCAAUAGCGGAAAGUGCCUUCAAAACCUCUCCAUUUCCACUUAUUUUAUCCUUUGAAAAUCAUGUUGACUCAGCAAAGCAACAAGCUAAGAUGGCCGAAUACUGCAGAAACAUCUUUGGAGAUGCUCUUCUAACUGAACCGCUAGAGAAAUAUCCUCUCCAGCCAGGAGUGUCUCUCCCAAGCCCGCAAGAACUGUUGGGAAGGAUCCUAAUAAAGAAUAAGAAAAGGCAUAUAGUGGAGGUAAAGGGUCCUGAAGGCAGUGUGAAAAGAAGAGUCAGUGAACAACCAUCCAAUACUUACAGUGACUCCUCCAGCAUCUGUGAUGCACCAGCAGUAGGUACUUUAAACAGUGACUCGGCUGAUGUAUCUCUGACACUAUCGAAUGGAGAUGAACCAAUGGAGGAGAAGAUUCGCAAGUGUGUAGAGCCGCGGAAAUCCAUAGACCGUGAUGCUUAUAGUGAAGAGGAGGAAGAUGAAGAGCCCUCUGACCCUAAAAAGUCAGAUGAAGGUACUGCUAGCAGUGAAGUCAGUGCCACCGAAGAAAUGUCCAAUCUUGUUAACUACGUGGAACCUGUAAAGUUCAAGUCAUUUGAUGUGGCCAACAAGAGGAAUAAAUAUUAUGAAAUGUCUUCAUUUGUUGAGACUAAAGCACUGGAGCAGCUCACUAAAUCUCCCAUGGAGUUUGUAGAAUAUAACAAGAAGCAGCUAAGCCGUAUCUACCCGAAAGGAACCAGAGUGGAUUCUUCUAAUUACAUGCCACAGGUUUUCUGGAAUGCAGGAUGUCAGAUGGCGGCAUUGAAUUUUCAAACACUGGACCUGGCAAUGCAGUUGAAUAUGGGGAUAUUUGAAUAUAACCGGCGCAGUGGGUACCUCCUAAAGCCAGAAUUCAUGCGUAGGACAGAUAAGCCUUUUGAUCCUUUCACAGAAAACAUUGUUGAUGGGAUUGUGGCAAAUACUGUAAAAAUUAAGAUUAUCUCAGGUCAGUUCCUGUCUGAUAAACGUGUUGGAAUAUAUGUAGAGGUUGAUAUGUUUGGUUUGCCUGUUGACACAAAAAGAAAGUAUAGGACAAAAACUUCCCAAGGAAACUCCUUUAACCCUGUGUGGGACGAGGAGCCAUUUGAAUUUGCGAAGGUGGUGUUACCUACUCUGGCCUCUCUUCGCAUUGCUGUGUUUGAGGAAGGUGGAAAAUUUGUUGGUCACAGGAUACUGCCAGUGUCUGCAAUACGACCAGGUUAUCACUACAUCUGUCUAAGGAAUGAAAUUAAUCAGCCUCUGUGUCUCCCGGCUUUGCUUGUCUACACAGAAGUAAAUGACUAUAUUCCUGAUAACCACCAAGAGUACAUCAAAGCUCUGAUGUUCCCCACCCAACAUGUCAGUCUGGAUGAGAGGGCCAAGAAACUUGUGGCUCUGAUUGGAGACACCGAGCCCAGCAACACAGAGAAACCACAAGAAAAGAAAAAGACUGAAAUAGCAAGUGUCACUCCUCAGAUACCUACAGGUAUCAAGAAGCAAUCAAUUACACCGCUAUCCCCUAUAGUUCACCGGGAUGACCUCAUAGCAAGUGUACUAACAGAUGUACAAGCACCAUCCCUGGAGGAGCUCAAGUUACAGAAAAGCUUUGUGAAGUUACUUUGUCGACAGUACCGAGAAUUACGCCACAUGCACCGCAAGCACCUGCGCAAAGUGUCCUCCCUGUCCAAGGAGCAGAACAGCCGAUUCAUACAGCUGCAGAGCAUACGAAAGAAGAGAUUCGGAAAAAGUCUAAAAGGCGGACCAGAUUUGCACUCAGAGCAGGAAGAGCAGCAGAAGAAGUUGAUGGACCUACAGGGAGAGCAGCAGAGGCGCCUUCUAGAAAUGAGGGAACUUCAGCAUGAGCAAGAACGCAAAAUCAAACAUAUCCACUUGCAGCAGGCUGUUCAGAAGCUGCUGGAUGUGGCUCAGUCGUGCAAUACUGCUCAGCUAAAAAAAUUAAAAGAAACCAAUGAAAAGGAGAAGAAAGAAUUACAAAAGAUCCUGGACAGAAAGAGACAUAAUAGCAUCACGGAAGCCAAGUCACGAGACCGGCACAAGAAGGAUGGAGAGCUCACUGAGAUCAACAGACGUCACAUCAAUGAGUCGGUGAACUUUCUGCGCAGUUUAGAAGAAGCACAAAAGAGGCGUCAGGAAAAGCUACUGGCGGCUCAUCAGGACACAAUACAGAGGAUAAAAGAUGAAGAGCCUAAGUUGAUGGCCCAGUUGGAAGAGGAGUGCCAAGCUGAGUUCCGCCAGUUACCCCAGGAAGUUCGGCGAUAUCUGCAAGAGGAAGGAGGCAGCUGGGGCGGGGGGAGCUCAGGUCCUCCGUCAUCCACACAGAGCACCCCGUCUUCUAUCACACGGGGCUGGGGGUCAGAGCUUGGAGAUGGGGAUAAUUUACAGACCCCAGAGGACUCAAGUGAUUUAAAUGUUAUUGAAGUUUUACACAUAGACAAAAUAACCAUCAAAGAAAAGACCGUACAGUACAAACCAACAAAUGGGAAUCUUGCAAUCACCUGCUUUGUGACUAGGAAGAAGUGA
This is a messenger RNA of Nanorana parkeri, 3809 nucleotides long. It is a transcript of the gene PLCB3, whose product is annotated as phospholipase C beta 3. Bases 75 to 3809 code for a protein of 1244 amino acids. Gene Ontology annotation, biological process: lipid catabolic process; phosphatidylinositol-mediated signaling. Gene Ontology annotation, molecular function: calmodulin binding; calcium ion binding; phosphatidylinositol-4,5-bisphosphate phospholipase C activity. NCBI's taxonomy places the organism in Eukaryota, Metazoa, Chordata, Amphibia, Anura, Dicroglossidae. The transcript has 35 exons. The record is from RefSeq and is a predicted model, not a curated record.